Molecule: messenger RNA, 1478 nt
Organism: Aureobasidium pullulans EXF-150
Lineage: Eukaryota; Fungi; Ascomycota; Dothideomycetes; Dothideales; Saccotheciaceae
Product: Isocitrate/isopropylmalate dehydrogenase
Exons: 2
Coding region: 156-1232 (358 amino acids)
Biological process (GO): tricarboxylic acid cycle; isocitrate metabolic process
Cellular component (GO): mitochondrion
Molecular function (GO): isocitrate dehydrogenase (NAD+) activity; magnesium ion binding; NAD binding
Source: RefSeq, a predicted model, not a curated record
CAGGGAACAAUGUUUCCACAGCCCGUGUGACAGCUGAACCCAUCGAGAGCCCCACAACCUGGAUGAAGCAGCAACCCGACAUCGGCCGAAAUUUCACCCAGACUCGUUGAAGUCGUCUUGUUCGAAAUGACUCUUCUCCACACUCCUCAGCAACAAUGGCUUCCCGCACACUACGAAUUGGUCUGAUCCCUGGUGAUGGCAUUGGCCGCGAGGUCAUUCCUGCCGGUCGUCGCAUCCUCGAGGCCCUGCCCAAGUCUUUGGGUUUGACCUUCUCCUUCGUCGACCUGGAAGCUGGUUUCGAGACCUUCCAGAAGACUGGCGUUGCCCUGCCCGAGAAGACCGUCGACACACUGAAGCAGGAGUGCGAUGGUGCUCUCUUCGGUGCCGUGAGCUCGCCCUCCACCCCUACCAAGGGCUACUCGUCUCCCAUUGUCGCUCUCCGCAAGCGUCUCGACCUGUACGCCAACGUUCGUCCCGUCAAGAGCGUCAAGAACACCACCAUGUUCCCCGACCCCAUUGACCUUGUCAUUGUCCGCGAGAACACCGAGGACCUGUACGUCAAGGAGGAGAAGACAUACGACACCGAGAACGGCAAGGUCGCCGAGGCCAUCAAGCGCAUCUCCGAGCGUGCCUCGAGCCGUAUCGCUACCAUGGCUGGUGACAUUGCUCUCCGUCGCCAGCGUGUCCGCGACUCUACCGGCCAGACCGGCAAGUCUGCCAACGUCACCAUCACCCACAAGAGCAACGUUCUCUCGCAAACAGACGGUCUUUUCCGCUCGACUGCUCGCGAGGCUCUUGCUCACUUCCAAUCCCAGGGCGUUACCGUCGACGAGCAAAUCGUAGACAGCAUGGUCUACAAGUUGUUCCGUCAGCCUGAGACCUACGAUGUUAUUGUCGCUCCUAACCUCUACGGUGACAUCCUGUCCGACGGUGCUGCUGCUCUUGUUGGCAGUCUGGGUCUCGUUCCCUCUGCCAACGUUGGUGAGGGCUUCGCCAUUGGUGAGCCUUGCCACGGUUCUGCCCCUGACAUCCAGGGCAUGAACAUUUCCAACCCCAUCGCUACCCUCCGCAGUGUUGCCCUCAUGCUUGAGUUCCUCAACGAGGAGAAGGCCGCUGCCAUUAUCUACAAGGCUGUCGAUGCCAACCUUGAGGAGGGCAAAUUCCUGAGCCCCGACAUGGGUGGCCAGGCCAAGACCACCGAGGUUGUCGAGGACAUCCUCAGAAGAAUGUAAAUCAGUCAUGCUUGUAUAGAUUUUUGAGAUACCAAAAGCAAUGGGAUACGGGACCAUAUGAUCAAGACCAUUUUCAUUACAAGUUCCGACCCAGUUUUCUAACCAUCUCUCGCAACCACGCCAGGAGUGUUCCGGCUUGUAAGAAUGCAUAAUGUUGUUUAGAUCUACAGUUAUACGCGUGACGGGGAGAAUGGAGGGGCUCCUUCACAUGCUGGAAACGUCAGAUCUGGGGAAAUUCUCUACGUC